AUUUGUGGAAAAUAUCCCGGAAGUACUUGAAAAUCAUGUGUUAGUUAUUCAGGAAGAAGCGACAGCGUUUAGCAAAACCUUGCAAGCGAUACAGUCAUGCAUAAAUGUACAUUCGGGAGUCUGUUUUUCAUGGCAGGUGUAUCAUCUGUGGCAUCAAUACCUGCAAACUGGACAUUGUCAAUGAAUGUAUGUAAAAUCAUCGGCCAAAGACCUGCCAAAGACAACGAUAUUGUCAAUAAACAUGUCUGGAUUGGAGCAGCCAAAUAUCGUUAUAAUAUGGGUGAGGUGUACUUACAGAUAACAGAAGAAAAUAGAAACAGAACUUGCACUGGCACAGAUGGUUCCUGUCCGAACACUGACGAUUGCGAGUUUUGUGACAUUCGUAUGCCUGGUUUCAAGCCAUCCUUGAAUAUGCUUUAUAACCUUACACCAAACAUUAAGUAUGUAGUGGCAGAUUUCAGCAGUAUAGAAGAACUUCCAGAGCCAAACCUAUGCUUAUUGAAUACAGUAAACUUUACCAAAGAAUAUGUUUCAUGCAAAAUGAAGUAUGAAGAUGGAUGUAGAUCUACAGACAAUUUCUCAAAUUUGAAGAUAAUUCUUCAAAAUAACCAUAACCGUUCUAUGGAGUCUUCUUCAGAAAGCGGUAAAGUAUGGGUUAAUGAAGUAUAGAGGGAUGCAUCGGUGUGUAAACGUUGCGUUGAUACCCCUGUUUGCAUGUAUCAAGUCGUUGCUUCCUUUUUUUUGAAAUCAGUUGUAUAAAAAGUAUUUAGUACAAAUAAUUUAUAUUCCAAUUUCUAUCUAAAGUUUACAAAUCAUUAGUGGUGUGCGCCAGAUUUAAAAAUAUUUAACAAUUUCAAUCACAUUUCGAUGUGUAUUGUUUCUUUAUAAAAUUUUACUGUAAUAAAAACUACAAAAUUUAUGUCACCAGUUUUAAAAUGUUAUCAAACUUUAUUUUAAAAUCUAAUUGGUGAAAAUUUGCACAUGCAAUUCCAUAGUUUAAGAAAAAUGAAAUAUCUGUCACAUCAAACUACAGACCAGUUUUACUGCAGCAUUAAACAUUUUAGAGAGUCAUGUCUAUCCAUAUAUAUAAAAUAUUAAAACCCCAACAAUUUAUUUUAUAAAUAUAAGGCUGUUAUUUCGACUGAAAAAUCUACUUUUACCAACUUUUAGACAAUAAUUAUUCUAUUAUGGAAAGUAGUGAUGAUGGUAAUUACUAUUGUAUUAUUUUUUUUCUGUGAUAUUUCAAAAGCGUUUGAUAGUCUCUGUUAUAAUGGUCUCAUUCAUAAAUUAAACUUAAAAUAUGUAGAAUCUCUAAAUCAAUUCCGGAAUGGUUUAUUAGCUUUUUCUUUAGAAACAGAACAGGAAAGGUUAUGCAUAAAAAAAUAAUCAAUGGGAUACAGAAAUGCUGACGUUCUUUAGGGUAUACUUCUUGGUCUAUUGUCAGUUUUAUUCUUUAUUUUAUGGAGAUUUUUGUACUGAUAACAGUUUAUUACAACAGUGUUUUAACAAUAUUUAUACAAGAUAAUCUUAAUAACAAUCUUCAUUUGCUAAGGGCAUGAUCAAAAUAAUGGCUACAAAGCAAUUUAAUACGAUCAAAACAAAAGUUAUUUCUAGGUGCAAAAAAAUGUAGAGAAAAUUCCUGAUUUAUAUUUAGGUUGACUUAGAUUGUGUUUUGGAUAAUGUUUCAGAGCACACGUAUUUUGGAGUAUUGUUUUCUUUAUAUUAAGUUGGUCUCACCAUAUUGACAUCUUUUGGUUAUAAGCUUAGUCCUCUUAAAUUAAUUAAAUUUACUGUAUCCAGAGAUAUUUUAGCACAAACUAUGUUUUGUUUGUAAGAUCAUUACUGUAUGCUGUUGAAAUUUGGUCUGGUAGUACUCAAUUUGAUAUUGAUUAGCUUAAAAGUACUCAGAUAUAUGCGGCAAGAAUAGUUACGCGUCUUGCUGUCAUUUCAAGAUUAUUUUAUGUUUGGAAACCGGAACCAAUAUAAAUGAGACUGGACUGUUUUGAAUUAUCAACAAUGAUCAAAAUUCAUAACAAUCUAUUUCCUCCCUAUCUAAAAGACAUAACUUUUGGCAAUUGUAACGUUAUUUCCCAUUAAAAAACAUAAAUUUCUCGAGCAAUAUAUUGGCAAGAUGUAGAUAAGAGUUUUUUCCCGAUACUAUAUGUAAGAGGAUUUAUUUGAGUACUAAUAAAGGAGAGUUUACAUUAAUAAUUACUUUUAAGAAAACAUUCCAGGCAAUGUUACAAAGCCCCAAAAGUAUUUUUCUUUUGUUAAAAGAUGUUUAAACAUUAUGAAUACAAAUCAAAGACACAGUUAUAUUCUUAAUGCUAAUCUCCAUCGAUGCAGUAUAUUACCAAGCCCAUUUUUGUUUAUGUGGAGACUUAGAUGCACGUUUAAUUUUUUUAAAUUUUAUAAUAUAAUGUACAUUUAAUAUUUUGGGUGAUAAAUCUUUGUCUGUGAACGAAAUGUGAAUAUGUUUAAAAUAGUAAUUGAGUGAUUUAAUCAGAUAAAAGAAAAGGGAAAGGUAAGUCAACAGUAGAAAAACAUUUUGUUGGAAAUACUUUUUAAUGCUUCUUGUAUUUUUACAAAUGAUAUUCAAAUGCCAUUCAUAUUUUGAAUAUCUACUACAUUCCUUUAAAACAAAACACCUGAUAAUCAUUGUCUUUAUUGAUUUGUUUUCAACAUUAUCGAUUAUUUUCCAUAUUUAAAAUAUUUUUUAUAUUUUGUUUCAUUCCUGUUUUGAUUUGAGUGCAAUAAAAAGUUCCCUUUUUUGUAAUAAAAAUAUACAUUUGUUUACACUCUUUAAUAUUUUCUAAAUGACGAAAUAGAGUUCGGAAUGUUAGCUCAAGCCACUCUGCUCAAAUCUACAUUAUCUUACUGUGUUAAAUUUGUGUUGAAUUUCAGUCCAGCAUACUUAACACAAUUUGCUUUCGUCCUAGUUAGAUUAAAUCAUGCUUAUUUAUUUGAAAAUACUUAUCAUCUAAGCGUCCAUAUUUAAGGUAGUUUAAAACUGAUCAGCUAAAAUUUUCUGUAAUUCAAAUUUUCUGAUAAGGUUAUUAAAAUAAACCUGACCCGACAAGUUAUUUUUAAAACAUUACAAAUGAUUGCACUGCUAUUUGUACAGUCGACCUUUUUGUUACUUAUAAAAACAGAAAAAUAUUCUAACUAAUAACUUAACUAAAGAUGAUUUUAGUUGUAAUGCAAUGUAGAAAUAUAACAUGUAAAUCAUUUUUAGACAAACAUUUGCAGCAUUAAACGGCCUCUUAAAAACAGAAAUUGUAUAGUAUAAACCUGAACAAAAUUUAGCAAUAUUAUUGUCAUGACCCGGCAAUUAACAUAUAUUAAAAUAAUAAGCAUAUUUGACAGUGGAGUUUAGAUCAAUUAAGGUCUAAGUACAUGUGACGGAUGUCAAAAUUGAUACAAUUCCUAAAUGACGUCAUUAUAGUUGACCUUUUUAUAUGACCUUGACAUUAAGGUAAGGUUUGCGGUUACAGGGAGAUAACUCACACAUUUUCAUUGUGACGUAACACCAACUACCCUUUAUUUCAGUUAUGACGUAAAAAUUUAUAUGACGUCAUAAUUGAUUUUUUUUUUUAGGUUUUUUUUAUUUCGCGGUUUUUUUUAGUUUUAAUGAAAAAAUAAGAAGACACAAGCAUUUUAUCAAUUUCUACGAAAACGAAAUCCGCAUCAUAUGGUUUUGAAUAGUGUUUUAGAAACAUCAGAUUACACAUAUUCUAAGAUACGUUUUUCCUGAAAUCGGUGGACUUGGAAAGGUUUCAAAUAAGAUGUUUUCGUUUACAUAAUAGUAGUCCAAAAUUAAGACUUUUGUUGCAUUUUAUUCUAUUUUUAGAUAGUUCAUCAGAAAUUAAUAAAAGUGAAUCAUGAUAAUAAUAGUGAUAUUAUUUUCGAACAUUUUAAGCAUAAAUAACCCCCAUAAUAGUAACAAAUAAAAUGUACAUAUUUUCACGAAAUUGUUUACAUUUCAUCAAAAUGAAAAUUGGAAAUCAUGAACUUUGACCUUUUGUAGUUAUAAAACGGGAGGGGCAAAAUUCAUUUGAAUUUCAUGAGAAAAAAGACUUUAGUAUAUUGAACAAAAUGGUAUGUAACUUUGGUACAACCUCUAAAAAAUGCAAGCCGCAAACCUUACCUUCAAUAGACAUAACGUUUGAACACUGGUUGGUGAUUGUGGCCAAAUUUCAGGUCUUUACUAUGAACAGAAUUUUCAAAAUUAGUAUAAUAAAUUAAACUUUAACCCACAAUGUCAAAUUGUUAUAUUGAUUUGUAGCAAUGUUUUGAAGAGUUUUGAAUCAGGAUUUAUUCAUCGUGUCAUCCAAAUUGAUUUUACAGCAAUGAUUGGACUGACGUUAAAGUUUUUGUAAGUUCUAAUAGAUAAGCAAAUCAGUAAGCGGGAGAUCACUCUUACACCA
Molecule: messenger RNA, 4427 nt
Organism: Magallana angulata
Lineage: Eukaryota; Metazoa; Mollusca; Bivalvia; Ostreida; Ostreidae
Exons: 7
Coding region: 97-669 (190 amino acids)
Source: RefSeq, a predicted model, not a curated record